AAUGUGAUUAGUUGCAUGUUCUACUCCAAUAUUUGAUAGUUUUCUUCAAUCUAAUGGGAUAAACAAGUGGCUGAAAUGGGGAAAUGGUGCACUUUGGAAAAUGAGGAAUGAGAUUGGAUACAAAGAACUGGCUUAUUUAAAUCAUGAUAUAAUAUUACAAGGAUUGGACAGUUACAGUGAAUGUUAUAUUCAAUAGUGAUUGUUUAAGCAUAUUUAUUGUCAUUUUUGAAAAACAAAACAGUAUUUUCAGUGUUUAUGUAUAAUGUUACAAGCAGGGUACACUCUCACACAUUGACAGUUUUGACAUUUGUUUUAGUUUUUGUCUCAGAAUCAGAUGAUUUUGGAAUCAAUGCCUUCAAUUCAGUCAUAUAAAAUAACUCACAAUGGAACAGAUCUCAAUUGUUUGAAAAACUGCCAUUUUUGUGUUAGAAACGCUUUUAGCAAUUAAACAUCAAUUUUCCAACAAAAAUAUGCAACACUGCGAUCUGAUAUUUUGUCAGCAGCCUUGUAUCACAAGUUUCCGACAUUUACGCAAGAAUUGGGUCUUUCUAAAACAAAAAAGUUGUCAAAACGGUUAAUAUGUGAGAGUGCAGUUUUAAAUUCAAAACUUCAUGAAGGGGCAUGGAAGAAAUGCUGAAAUUUGCACAUAAAUUCAUGAAAUUGGCUGCAUGCUAUUGAUAUUUUGAUAAAAUACAAAGUCAGCAAGCUUUGAGCUGCUUUAUUCGGCUUAAUUCGGGGAAGACCGAGAUGCUGUGUCAGCUGUAUGAGUUAUUUGUCUUGAGUGGCACUAUUGCCUGUGAAAGCAGGUAUUGAUUUUACAAUUCCUAUAGCUCUCCAAUGGUAUGUGCAUUUUCUUCUUUAAAUGGAGAGCAUAAAAUCAAGGGAACAACAGUGUUAAAGACAAUCAUAAUUGCGACCGAACUCUCAAGGAUGCAGUCAACAGUUAUAUGCAUUUGAGGAAUCAAUUUCGUAGGGUAGCAAAAAGAGACCCAGAAUCUAUGGAGAAUUUAGCAUCAUAAUGCCUUCGUGGUGACAUUAGUUUGGGUUGGAUUUCUUAACAGACCUUUGGAUAUUUUUUGAAAAGGUAGACCUACAUCAUGAGCAAGUGCGGGGAAGGGGAAUGUCCUGCAUCCUGCUGCAAUAGCUCCCCUGUGAGCCCCAGUGUCCAGAGCAGCCCUGUCACCCCACCCACAUACUUCAGUGACCCUGAGGACAGCUACAGAGGUCAUGAUAUCUCACCAAACACACUCAAGUACCUGGUGCACCAUACGUAUGCGGCGGCUUCAUACAACAGUUCCAAGAUGGAGGAGUUGGGAGAUGCAUUCCACUCCAUGAACCACGCGGAGCGAAUGAUGAAGAAAAUGGAGGAACACGCCCACAAACAUUCCCUCUGUGAUGUUGUCCUCGUGGCUGGGCAGAGACGUAUUCCUGCACACAGACUUGUGCUGAGCGCAGCCUCAGACUACUUUUCGGCCAUGUUUACGAAUGACGUACAGGAAGCUACAAUGGAGGAAAUCAGACUGAAAGAGGUGGACCCUGAUGCCCUGGCUGCUAUCGUCACGUUUGCAUACACAGGUUCGAUAGAGCUUCGUGAGGACAGUGUGGAGAACCUGUUAGCGACGGCGUGUAUGCUGCAGCUGUCAGAGGUGGUCGAAGCAUGCUGUAACUUCCUCAUGAAACAGCUACACCCAUCAAACUGUAUCGGCAUACGACAGUUCGCUGAUGCUCAGGGAUGUUCCGACUUGUACAAGGUUGCAAACAACUAUGUCAUGGAGCGGUUUGGCGAGGUGAUGAACACUCAGGAGUUCCUCAUUCUACCCCCCGAGGAGGUCGCAAAACUUCUAGCCAGUGAUGACCUCAAUAUCGCAACAGAGGAGGUGAUCUACUCGGCCCUUGUCAUGUGGGUGAACCACGACCUCGCAGCCCGCAAGAAAUACCUGUCCAAACUCAUGUCUCACAUUCGACUUCCCCUCAUGUCACCUCAAUUUAUAGCGGACCACGUUGAGACCAACCCUCUGUUUAAGGACAGCAAAGAGUGUCAGGGUCUCAUUAUGGAGGCCCUCAAAUACCAUCUACUGCCCGAACGGCGAUCCUCCUUUCAAAGCCCACGUACAAAACCUCGCAAGUCCACCGUCGGCAUGAUGUUCGCUGUUGGCGGCAUGGACAGCAACAAAGGACCAUCAACCAUUGAGAAAUAUGACCUAAGGACCAACACAUGGACUCAGGUGGCGAACAUGAACGGCCGGAGACUACAGUUUGGUGUAGCAGUGCUUGAUAACAAGCUUUACAUCGUAGGGGGCCGGGAGGGGCUGAAGACCCUCAAUACUGUGGAGUGUUAUGACCUUCGCAAGAAGACAUGGACCCUCAUGCCUCCCAUGUCCACACACAGGCAUGGUCUAGGUGUCGGUGUGUUAGAGGGUCCUAUGUACGCUGUUGGAGGCCAUGAUGGUUGGUCGUACCUUAACACAGUUGAGCGUUGGGACCCGCAGGCCAAGCAGUGGAGCUAUGUAGCCCCCAUGUCUACACCACGGAGCACUGUUGGUGUCGCUGUACUCUUUGGAAAGUUGUAUUCCGUGGGAGGUCGGGAUGGAUCUUCCUGUCUUAAGUCUGUGGAGUGUUUCGACCCACACACAAACAAAUGGAUGCCCUGUACGCCUAUGUCCAAGCGUCGUGGUGGGGUGGGUGUGGCCACGUGUAACGGCUUCUUGUACGCAGUUGGAGGACAUGAGGCUCCAGCAACCAACCCGACCUGUUGUAGAUUUGACUGUGCCGAAAGGUACGACCCAAAGACGGACCAAUGGACAAUGAUCGCUCCGAUAGGAAAUCCCCGAGAUGCGGUUGGAAUGUGUCUGCUCGGUGACCGAUUGUAUGCUGUUGGGGGGUACGAUGGACAACAUUACUUAAAGGAUGUGGAGGCAUAUGAUCCGAUAAACAAUGAAUGGUCCAAGGCUGCACCACUUAGCACAGGUCGCGCAGGUGCAUACGUGGUCCAUGUGCCGCACAGUUGACAAAAACCGCGCUGGUCUCUUUCCUCCCUGCGAAAGUGGCCAUCGGGAUUUUUCAACCGGCGAAAAUCCAAGCUGAACCCUAGUCACUCGACAUCAUGUAUCUGAUCUGUGGAGAAUUGAAGGGGACUACUUUUUUUAAGUGCUGCUGGUGUAUUAAUGUGAUUGCACUAGUUUUAGUACUGCUGGUGUACUUCCAUAGUUGGAUUGCUUCUGUAUUAAAGGAGUCUUCAUUGCUGUGAAACAAUUCAGGUUGCAUUCAGGAUGGAUAAAAAAGAUUAGAGAUGAGAAGAUGGCAUUCACUAUAUAUGGAUGAAAUAUGUAAGGUGAUUCAAAAACGUGAUGGUGUUCAGUUACUGUGUAUGUUUUCUCAGAAAGGAGAAAAAGAGUCGUGGAAAUGAUACUUAUAUGUUUUGAUGGACUGCAGUCACUGCACAUAAGUUGUUGUAUGCCUGGCUGGAAGAGGAGGGAAUAAUAUGACUUUAUUAUGAAAGCUAGAUGUUGAUUAAGAUUAAUGAUAGGCCAUGGAAUUUAUUCUGUGAAUAAGCUGAUACAAAUGAAGGCAUGCAAUCCCAGGAUAAUCUUGGAUCCUGCAUCCUAGGUGCUGACUGUUAUAUUUAUUAGUGUUACAUGUAUUUGACAAGGGCAUUGUGACUACUGAUAAUACUGUGCAUUUGAAUGGACCAAGGGAGGUAAAUGUGUUAUGACAUUUCAUCAAGCUUAAAUGUGUACAUUAGCUGUUGACACUCGAGUGUUCUUUUGUCAUGAUAAUGUUGAAUUCUUGAAGUUCUAAACUUCAUGUGAUGUUUUUGUCAUGUUUUUUACAUGUAAUUCAGUGUACAGAUUAAUGUAUUUUUGUCCUUUCAUUUGAUACAGUGUUUUAAACCCAUAUGAAAGAUGGAAAGAUUUACAUGGUCACAAUUUGUAUCCAAUCCAUGUGUUUGUUACCAGAAAUACAAUUUGUAUGGUUUGUAUUUCUGAUCCAUAUUAAAGCUGCACUCUCACAGAUUGAACGUUUUGACAACUUUUUUAUUUUUUGUCUUGGGACGAGCCAAUUUUUGCGAGAAUCCAUGGAAACCAGUUAUAUAAGACUGCUGACAAAAAAUAAGAUCGCAGAUUUUUAUAUUUAAGUUCAAAAAAUGAUGUUUUAUGCAUUUUUCUUAAACCCUUAGUAAACGGUUUAAGCCAUAAAACUUAAAUUUUCGAACGGAAAUAUGAAAAUCUAUGAUCUGAUUUUUUGUCAGCAAACUUAUAUCAUUGAUUUGCAGAUAUUUAUGCAAACAUUUGUUCUUUCCAAGACAAAAAAUAAAAAAGGUCAAUCUGUGAGAGUGCAGCUUUAAGAACCCUUAAUUACUUUGGUGUCUUUCUUAAGAGGAAAAGGCCCAUUUAAGGCCCCGUAAAUUAAAAUAAAUAAUAAAACUAAACUUUGGUGUUGAAAAAGUCUGCUGAAAUAAAAUACCGGUAUACUCCUUUUAAAAUACAUACAAUGUAUGUGAAUUAAAUUAUUGUCUUGUUCAUGCAACAAUUAAUUAAUAAUUGAUGAACAUUAGACAUGAAAGGUUAAGUUGAAUUAGAGAGCUUUUUUCCUUUUUUUCCGGAGUGUUGGCAGCAUCAAUAUUUUCAUAUGUGUAGUAUUUAACAUUCAAAAGAAUGUGGUUUAAAUAAUUGGUAAUGUAUGAAGCCACAUUUAUUUUUUGCCACAAAAUUUAUUAAGAAAAUGCUACUUGAACAUUCUAUACCUAAUUUUUAUCAAGAAUUUUCUUAAUACAGUUGCAUUUUAUAAAGCCUAUAUUUUAUUUUUGCAUAAAAUUCAAACACCAAAAUUGAGUUUUUAUAUUUUGAUCAUUUGAAAAUGUGAAUCUGCCCCAUUGUAAUGAAUAAGGGGCCAAAGUACCAAACAGACCUGAUCAUGUACAAUAUUACUACUUCUUCAAUAAUUAUAUUACUGACAAAUCUCAGAUUUUGAGUGUAAUAAUUACUUGUGUGUGCACAUAAAGGGCUAUGGGUUUGGUGCUAAGGGCUAAUUGUUAUUCUUUUUGUAUGUUUUAAUCCAAAAUGUAUAAGGGCAAGUUUUAGAAAUACAAAUACAUGUGUUUUUGCUAUAGAAACAAAUACAGUAUAGAAUAUGACUAGAAGGGCAUUGACGGGUACACGCUGGCUGACCAAUAUAGCAAUACCAUCCAAUGUUUGGUGUUUGUUAGUUAUUUUUACAUCAUCAUUAUCAUCUGCUGCCUGUUGAAGUGAAUGCAAUGUUGUUUUGCAUAGAAGACAUUCCCCCACCUGGAGAGUGAGCUCACACGAACACAGAAGGCAUUUUCUAUUUUCAUUUGACAAAUGAUUAAAAGUAGCCUCGUUUAUACUAAAAUUACUUUUUAAUGUCCUAUUAAUUCUGAGGCGUGAAAUUUAUAUACGGGUACCCAUGUGUAUUUGAUGAUUGGGAACCGGGGUCCAAAAUGUCAACCUGUCCAUGCCCAAGUUACCCCCUAUAUCUCUCUCUAUAUAUAAAUCUUUGCAUUAAAGGCUGGCAGUCAACCUCAUUUAACAGAAUAUCAAUGAAUAUACCUAUGGGAUGGAAAGUGUAUGAUGUAUCACAAAAGCAAUCAAAGACAAGAUUGGUCAAAUUCUUCCAACACAACAAUAAAAUAUUUGGGGUUUCAAUUUCAGGCUAAGAUGGAAAUUAUCUAUUUUUAGAUAAUAAUAUUUGGUAAAUAAAGUUUAUGUAGCCUUUCUAUUGUCAUAUUUUUAUAUAUUUUUUCAUUUUUAUUGAGUUACUUUGCACAUUUCUUUCAACUUUAGCACUGAUUUUGUUACAAAUCUUAAAGUACAAAUCACUUGUUAAAUAAAUGAAUACUUCAAUGUGUACUUUGAUUCUCCAAAAAAUGAUUGAUUUUAUGAUUUAUAAAACUUUCAAAACUUCACGUGAAACUUUGAAUAAUCCAAUGGCAAUUCAGUCUUCCAAAAUUUCACAGAAUUUAUUUGGAUUUCAUUGUUACAAUUUCUACACUGUAUAUCAUAAAGGUUACCAAAUUAGAAAAGAUUAGAUUUGUAACAUAAAGAAUGGAAACUAGAUUUAGGCGACUAUGAAUUAAUAGAUUUUCAUCCCAAUCCAUCCCCUCUUUUUUGAUAAAUAUUGAACAGGGCUAUUUGUGUAUCAGUCCAGUACCAUCCGGGAACGGCACUUAUUCAAACCAGCAAGUGUCGAUGUAAACAUUCAUCAGACUCUAUCCAGUAAAUAAGGCGAAUUAUUACGAUGGUGUUUGUGGCUCAACUGGAAACACAUGUUUAUGAUCCCUUAUGCAAUAAGAAAGAGCAUGAUCACAUAUUCAACGGUGAUCCAGUUAUUUAAGAAAAAUUAAAAAAUGAAAUGUCACCCCCACACCUAUUUAAAAAUAAAUUUGGAUGAAAGUCUGGCAAUUAAUUUAUAUUGGCCUGAAAUAUGUACGUGUGUACAUGUAUGUAACCAGCAUAUUGAGCACAAAGCAGAGGUAAUCAUUCUUAUUUCCAUUCUUACGUCUACUAUAUGCUGGUCAUUUCUUUUGUACUACUAAUUAUUAUAUAGAUAAAAAUAGUCAUAGGUAUUGGCCUGCACUCUAAUAACAUAAGCAUAUAUGUUAGUGAAAGUUGAGAAAAGCUAUACCAGUAUAACAUUGGUAUUUGAAGAAAAAAGUGUAAAAAUACCAGUAAAAACAAUUUGUACCAAUAAUUUAGAGAAAUUCUGUUUAUUAGCAUUUUUGCAGUGAUAGAAUACUUAUAUUAUACAACUUCUGUAUAUUUUGCAUUUUGUCAUUAAACUUGUUUUAAAGUUUGAACACUCCAAAGUAUACAGAAAUACUUUAGUUGAUACAAUUAGAGCAUCACUGUACAUGUAUAUUUGCGACUGACUUUAUUAGUGUAAUAUGUUUAGAUGUUUAAUGUGCAUGUUUCAUAUCUUUCACCCCCAUGCUACUUCAGUCAAUUCUUUACAUGUAAAUACUAUUUUCCAGUCCCAUUAUUUUUCUGUGUUCUCUCUUUUUGACUUUUUCCUUUAUUUUGAAUUAUAUAUAAAUAUAUUUUUUAAAUGUCAUUGUGAUACAAAAAUAAUAAAAUGUACAUAUAAA
Molecule: messenger RNA, 7102 nt
Organism: Mya arenaria
Lineage: Eukaryota; Metazoa; Mollusca; Bivalvia; Myida; Myidae
Product: kelch-like protein 5
Exons: 12
Coding region: 1098-3008 (636 amino acids)
Molecular function (GO): protein binding
Source: RefSeq, a predicted model, not a curated record